UGUGUUUGUAUGUAUAUAUAAAAUAUAGGGGUAGAAAAAAUGGAACUCAUUACAGAAACUAAGAGAAAUAUGGAGAAGGCAAUAGUCAUUGGUUUGAUCAUAAGCUUGUCAUUAAUGAUGAUGAUCAUGCCUAUGGUUGAUGCACUUGAUAAAAGCCCAAAGGCAGUGGAACAAUGGUUCCAAAAGCUUCCCCAUGCAAAGCAAAAGACAACCAAGCUUCAUUUCUACUUUCAUGACAUAGCUGAUGGUGGAGCAAACGAGACAGCUCCCAUAAUUGCUCAGGCAAACAUCACAUCUCUAUCACCUUUUUUAUUUGGCAUACUCAGGAUGAUAGACGACCCUUUGACUGUUGGGCCAGAGUUGAGUUCCAAAAGAAUUGGUUCUGCUCAGGGAAUAUAUGGUUCUGCAGCAAUGGAUGAAUUCGGUUUGCUAAUGAACCUCAACUUUGUGUUCACUCAAGGACCAUACAAGGGUAGCACUUUGAGUUUGCUUGGUAGAAAUGCCAUUGGGCAACAAUAUAGGGAGAUGCCUAUUGUUGGUGGAUCUGGUCUUUUCAGGCUUGCUCGGGGAAUUGCUACUGCUAAGACCUACUUUGCUAACUUUACCCUUGCCAUCGUUGAGUAUCAUCUCAUUGUACUUCAUUAUUAACUC
Messenger RNA from Lycium ferocissimum, 651 nucleotides. RefSeq names its product dirigent protein 23-like. Bases 40 to 648 code for a protein of 202 amino acids. The transcript has a single exon. The record is from RefSeq and is a predicted model, not a curated record. NCBI's taxonomy places the organism in Eukaryota, Viridiplantae, Streptophyta, Magnoliopsida, Solanales, Solanaceae.